AUCGUAAUCAGAAUGAGUAGCUAAGGAAAAGUUCUUUCGAUAACGUCGACCUAGUUGGAUCUCUGGUCUUUUUAUCCCGUUUAUUCAAAAAGUUGCCUUCUUUUCGUUAUUCAUCAUCAUGGCUCACGUUCACAAACUUGUACUCAAACGACAGACAGUACCAAUUUCAACGAUACAACGCAUAAUUAAAAAUAAUGUGAACCAACGUCGUGAAGUUUCUACAAGCCAAGGACUAUGGGCGGCAAAAACGCAUGAUGAGAACACGAGUAGCCCGGUUCCGGUUGCUGAAGUCAAAAGGUAUGCAACAGAUUGCAUGGUGAGUGUAGGUGUAAAAGAAGAUCAUGCUUCUGCUUUAGCUGAUGUUCUUGUAGCAGCUGAUUACAGAGGUCAUUAUUCUCACGGGUUGAAUCGUCUAGAGAUGUAUGUCCAAGACAUCAAAAGUAAAAUAUGUGAUGGGAAUGCAGUUCCAACAAUUUUGAAAGAUAAAUAUUCAACAGCCCUUGUAAACGGGCAAAACAGUCUUGGUCCUGUUGUUGGAAAUUUUUGUAUGAAUUUGGCAAUUGAAAAGGCAAAAAAGCAUGGAGUUGGAUGGGUAGUUGCAAAUAAUUCCAAUCACUAUGGUAUAGCUGGCUGGUAUAGUAUAUUGGCAGCAAACCAAGGCCUCUUGGGACUGUCUUUUACCAGCACAUCGCCUUUAGUGGCUCCGACACGGGCAAAAACGGCAGCCCUUGGAACCAACCCUAUUACAUUGGCGGCACCAGCACUCAAUGGGGACCAAUUCGUUCUCGAUAUGGCUACUUGUACUGUUGCUGUUGGAAAGAUCGAGUUGCAACGAAGAAAAGGCCUACCGAUCCCAGAGGGAUGGGCUAUCGACACAGAUGGAAAGAUUACAACGAGCGCAGAUGUGGCGAUGAAAGGUUGCCUAAUGCCACUAGGAGGAGCAGAGGAAACGUCUGGUUACAAGGGGUACGGAUUGGCAACUUUGGUUGAAAUCUUCUGUGGAAUCUCUGCAGGGGCUACUUAUGGACCUAACAUUAGAAGAUGGAUGGACACUAAGCGUAAAGCUGAUUUAGGUCAAUGUUUCAUUGCCGUCGACCCAGAAUGCUUUGCUUCUGGUUUUCAGACAAGAAUGUCAGAUCUGAUGUCCCACCUUCGUCAUAUGGAGCCGGCUGAUCCCACCAAGCCUAUCUUAGUAGCUGGCGAUCCUGAACGUGCUCAUAUUGCGCUGGUAGAUGCUGAAGGAGGAAUUCGAUAUCACGUGAAUCAAAUUAAUGCUUCGGCCGCUCUUGCUGGAAAACUCAAAGUGAAACCGAUGAAACACAUCUCAUAGCCUUCCAGUGACUCCCAACAGGCAGAUAGAUAAAUAAGGCGAUAUGAAUACGGUGACAUAGCUAAGUUAAAAUUUUUAAAGAAUUAUCAAUGUUAUGGUAGCUCAUUUAAUUCACUUGAGUAUUUUAUGUUAAACAGUGGUCCCGCUCUUU
Molecule: messenger RNA, 1481 nt
Organism: Daphnia carinata
Lineage: Eukaryota; Metazoa; Arthropoda; Branchiopoda; Diplostraca; Daphniidae
Exons: 10
Coding region: 119-1330 (403 amino acids)
Molecular function (GO): oxidoreductase activity
Source: RefSeq, a predicted model, not a curated record